Messenger RNA from Ilex paraguariensis (yerba mate), 1978 nucleotides. The record is from the annotation of a GenBank genome assembly. NCBI's taxonomy places the organism in Eukaryota, Viridiplantae, Streptophyta, Magnoliopsida, Aquifoliales, Aquifoliaceae.
AAACUGCCCCACGCUCUCUCUCCUUCCCUUCCUAAACUGAAAAUAACAACUCUCUAUCUAUCUCUCUCUCUGAAAUGCAUGCACGGUAGAACACUUUUUCACUAGACCUUCAUUUUCGUUUCUUGUAACUCUCCAGUGGUUGAAAAAUAUGGUCUACGACAGGCUUGGAUCCGCCGUGCGCCAUGGUUCUUCAACCCGCGAUACACUCCCACUCCACCCAGACAAAGCCACUUCAACACCUCCGGCCACCCGAAACUCCAAACUGAAAUUCCUCAUCAUAUUCUCUGCGGCGACACUCAUUGUUGCUUCGGCCGUAUCAGUGACCCUACUCGUCGGACUCCGAACCAGAGCCACGGGACAAUCGUCCGUUCACAGUGAGCACCGAAAGCUUACCCAAGCCAUUUCCAGAACCUGCAGCCAAACUCGGUACCCAAAUCUCUGUCACAACUCACUCCUCGACUUCCCGGACUCACUCUCCGCCUCCGAAAAAGAACUCGUCCACAUUUCCGUCAACAUUACUCUCCAACACUUCAGCAAAGCCCUAUACGUAUCCUCGACGAUCAACAAUCUCAUUAUGGACACGCGUGUAAGGUCCGCUUACGAAGAUUGCCUCGAGCUCUUGGACGACUCUGUGGAUCUACUCACGCGCUCUCUCACCUCCGUCUCGCUGGCCGGCUAUAGAAGUGGAGCUAAAGUGGGGUCCACACAGGACGUGAUGACGUGGCUAAGCGCGGCUUUGACCAAUCAUGACACGUGUACGGAUGGAUUUGCGGAGGUGAACGGUUACGUGAAGGAUCAAAUGGAGGAGAGACUGAAAGACUUGUCGGAAUUAGUGAGCAAUUGCUUGGCUAUAUUCUCGGCGUCCGGUGGGAACGAGGAUUUUUCAGGGAUUCCCAUACAUAAUCGUCGUCGGAGGCUGUUGGAAUCGGAGUCGGUGGAUGAUUUUCAAGCGAAACGUGUGCAUUUGCCGAAAUGGUUGUCUCGGAGGGAUCGGAGGUUGUUGGAUACGCCGGUGACGGCGAUUCAGGCGGAUAUUGUGGUGUCUCAGGACGGUAAUGGAACGUGCAAGACGAUUACGGAAGCGAUUAAGAAGGCGCCGGAGUACAGCUAUCGCCGAACUAUAAUCUACGUGAGGGCUGGAAGGUAUGUAGAGGAUAAUUUGAAGGUGGGGAGGAAGAAAACGAACUUGAUGUUUGUCGGUGAUGGGAAGGGCAAGACGGUCAUUACGGGAGGUAAAAGUGUCUUCGAUAAUGUGACGACAUUCCACACCGCGUCUUUUGCGGCUAGUGGUGCAGGUUUCAUUGCACGAGACAUCACAUUUGAGAACUGGGCUGGACCAAGCAAGCACCAAGCAGUGGCACUCCGUGUCGGAGCUGACCACGCCGUAGUCUACCGGUGCAACAUCAUCGGAUACCAAGACACCCUCUACGUUCACUCCCAACGCCAAUUCUUCCGAGAAUGUGAUAUCUAUGGAACAGUGGACUUCAUCUUCGGCAACGCCGCCGUGGUCUUCCAAAACUGCAGCCUAUACGCCCGAAAACCCAAUCCUUUCCAGAAAAACACAAUCACAGCCCAGAACAGAAAAGACCCAAAUCAGAACACAGGAAUAUCAAUCCAUGCAUGCAGGAUUUUAGCCACAACCGAUCUCCAGCCGGCGAAAGGUGGCUUUCCGACGUAUCUCGGCCGACCAUGGAAACUGUACUCAAGAACAGUCUACAUGAUGUCAGACAUUGGCGAUCACAUUCACCCAAGAGGUUGGUUGGAGUGGAAUGCAACAUUUGCACUUGAUACACUAUACUAUGGUGAGUAUAUGAAUUUUGGUCCUGGAGGGGCUGUUGGGCAAAGAGUGAAUUGGCCAGGGUAUAGAGUGAUCACAUCAGCAGUGGAGGCUAGUAAAUUCACAGUGAGUCAAUUUAUAUAUGGGUCUGCAUGGUUACCUUCCACUGGUGUGGCUUUCUUGGCAGGGCUAUCAGCUUAG